Medicago truncatula (barrel medic) is the source of this 785-nucleotide messenger RNA. RefSeq names its product outer envelope pore protein 16-2, chloroplastic. The transcript is spliced from 6 exons. Gene Ontology annotation, molecular function: amino acid transmembrane transporter activity. Lineage: Eukaryota; Viridiplantae; Streptophyta; Magnoliopsida; Fabales; Fabaceae. The record is from RefSeq and is a predicted model, not a curated record. Bases 90 to 638 code for a protein of 182 amino acids. Gene Ontology annotation, cellular component: chloroplast outer membrane.
UUGUAGCCAAAUAAUAAUAACUUGUUUUCAUCUCUAUACCGUAUCAUCAAAAAGAAGAAUUGAAUUGCAUUUGGAGUAAAUAAUCAAAGAUGAACUUGAAGACGAGCAGUGAGGUAGAGACAAGGGCUCUACUUGAUGAGAUAUGUAGCUUUGAUAGGAAAGGUCUGUUUGACCUUGGCCACCCUCUUCUUAACCGCAUUGCUGAGAGUUUUGUCAAAGCUGCUGGAAUUGGUGCUGUUCAAGCUGUCUCUCGUGAGGCUUAUUUCACUGCCAUUGAUGGUCACAAGGUUGAUAAGGGUGGCGUUAUUCCACAAGAUGUUUCACCAACCAACAAACGUCGUUUGCCAGCAGGUCUUAGAGGAGAGACCAGUAACAAAUCCCUCGAUGCCAUGGUGAUUAACACUGGGAAAGAGUCCUUACAAUGGGGAGUGGCUGCAGGAAUAUACUCCGGCCUAACAUAUGGGCUGAAGGAAGCUCGAGGAGCUCAUGACUGGAAAAACAGUGCAGUUGCUGGAGCAAUCACCGGGGCUACCCUUGCACUUACAUUGGAAGACUCCACACAUGAACAUGUUGUUCAAUGUGCUAUCACUGGAGCUGCAAUCUCAACUGUUGCAAAUCUUCUCAAAGGGAUUUUCUAAAUGGGUACUCUGUCUAUGGAUAUUUGCUUUUACUAAAUCUUUUUUUUUUUUUUAAUUGUAAAAGUUCCUUAUACAUAUUUAAGAUGGACUUGUAAGAAUUUCCUUUUGAAUUUUUUUAGUUAUCAUUUAUGAUGCUUUUCUCCUCUA